Messenger RNA from Nylanderia fulva, 1593 nucleotides. RefSeq names its product lipase 1-like. NCBI's taxonomy places the organism in Eukaryota, Metazoa, Arthropoda, Insecta, Hymenoptera, Formicidae. Gene Ontology annotation, biological process: lipid metabolic process. Gene Ontology annotation, molecular function: hydrolase activity, acting on ester bonds. The record is from RefSeq and is a predicted model, not a curated record.
CGAUUUAACCGACGUUUCAGCGAAGACAAUUCUGCAUUUCAUUGACGUAUACCGGUCUGCUAAGUUUUGUUAUGUGAUUACGGUCGCGAGAUAUUAUAAAUCUAUUGAUAUACAAUUCAUCGAUCUACCACCGAUACAUCAGGAUAUCUAUCACGAAAAUAUCAAAUAGUUUUACGCAACGGCGUAAUUGAUAUUGUGUUUAUUAAAUCAAUCUCUGUCAUCGACACAAUGAGAUUAGUCGUGUAUCUGGCAUUAUUCUGCAGUUUAUCCAAUACAGUAACAAACGUAAAAAGUCAGCAACAUACAUAUGCCGAAAAAAUAUCGUGGAUCAACUGGGAACAGUCCAGAGAUUUUAAAUUCAAUCCCGAUGACGCUUUCGACACGGUGAAAAUGAUAAGAAAAGAGGGUUAUCCUGCAGAAACUCAUGUCAUAACGACGGAGGAUGGUUAUCUCUUGACGUUACAUCGUAUUCCAGGUAACAAUGACUCUCCACCUGUAUUAUUGCAACACGCUUUGUUAUGCACCUCCGCCGAUUGGAUCCUUCUUGGCAAAGGGAAAGCACUCGCUUAUCUAUUAGCGGAUCAGGGAUAUGAUGUUUGGUUAGGCAAUUUUCGUGGUAAUACCUAUUCAAGGGCGCAUAUUUCUCUGUCUCCGUUGGAAUUAAAAUUUUGGGAUUACAGCUUUCACGAAACGGGUAUCUAUGAUUUACCCGCGAUGAUUACAUUUAUCACAAAUAUGACGUCACAACCAUUGCAUACUUUCAUUGGUCAUUCAGUGGGCGCUUGCAGUUUCUUUAUAAUGGCAUCAGAGCGUCCGGAAAUCGCACAAAUGGUGCAAAAGAUGAUCAGUUUUGCGCCGGCAGUCUUUCUUGACCAAAUAGAGAGUCCAAUAAAAUAUAUUUUUCCCUUCUGGAGAGAAUUUAAGGCGAUCAUGCGGUUAUACUUUCAUGACGAAUUUAUGCCGCAAAACGAUGUUUUGAGAUUUACUUCGAAAUAUAUCUGCCCUCAGAAUUUUAUUACGCAACAGUUCUGUGCCAACCCAAUAUUUCUGCUCUGUGGAAAUGAUCAAGAACAAUUUAACUACACUCUUCUGCCUGCAAUCCUGGGCGUCGAUCCGGCUGGCACCUCGGCUAAAACUAUUCUACAUUUUAUUCAGACAAACCAGUCAAGCAAGUUUCGCCGAUAUAAUUACGGUCGCGAGAAAAAUCUAUUGCUAUACAAUUCGCCGGAACCCCCGGAAUAUAAUCUAACAAAUAUCACAUUACCUAUCGCAUUAUUUUAUGCUCCUGGAGAUUUGUUAAUUAAGAGCGUGAAUAUCAAGAGACUCUAUCGCAUAUUACCCAACGUAAUCGACUUAUAUGAAGUACCAUGGCCCAAUUUCAAUCACGUCGAUUUUAUAUGGGCCAAGGAUGCUCCAAAACUCGUGUACGAAAGAGUUAUUAAGAUUAUGAGAAAUGAGAAUUUAAAUAAUGUUACAUCUACGAAAUAAUGUUACGUCAAUAAUAGAAAUAAUAAUUAAUAGAUAAAUAUUAUUUGUAUUGUACUUGCUGUUUAUUGGAAAGUUAUUGAUAAAUAAAUCUAUGUAAAGUAAAAA